AUGAAAAGCUCUUCGCAGCUGUCGGACCGACCCGGUGUGGAAUCCACUCCGACCUUUAACCCGAACGCUGUCGCUCCAGCAUUCGCUCGUCCAGCUUCGUCCUCCAACGCGUACGCAUCUACAUCACAACCCGUACUGCAAGCAAGUGCACCUUCUCAGCCCUCCCGUUACAUCCCCGCAUUGGGAGAUGCAUUUUACAUGAACGAGCUACCCACGACCGAUCCACUCUCCACUUUGCUGCAGAAACAUCUUCCACCGCACGUUCGACCUCUACGAGAUCUAUCUGGAGCAUGGCAUGCCUCCGCCUCAACCACAGACGAAAUCCCCGACCCCUUCACCACCAGCGACGCAGCUUCACCGAUCACCGCGGAAACAGUUCGACAAGCAACAGCUUCGAACUCAUGGAGGAAGAUCGCUUCACUAGCACGCGAACGUAUCGAAGAAUACGGUAGACAAACCAAGUUCUCUCAACAAACACAGUUGAUCGAGCAAGAGCGGGAGGAAACAAUGCGAUUGGAGGAGGUGCUGGAAUGGUGGACGGCGAGGGUGUAUUCGUUGGCGAGGUUGAGGUUGUAUUCGAUGUUGAGGAGCGAACUGGAUGGGCUGUGGAGUAUACUGGAGAGAGAGGAGGUGCUAGGGAUGGAAGGAGCGGUGCCGUUUACGUUGAGGGUGGUGAGGGCGAUGGAGCCAAAGUGGAGAGGAGAUGUGAAGAGCACUCUUGAACAGUACACGGUUCUGAUUCGGUCGUGUAAGGAUCAGAUUCGGAAGUCAAAGGGGCAGCAGGAUGAGGUCAGGGUGUGGAAGACGAGAGCAGUGCGAUUGGGAUUGAUGUUGUCGUUCGCCUUGGCAGAGGUGAAGGAUUUCUCGGGGGCGAUCGAGGUACUCCACCCACUGAUCGAAACCUCGCUCAAAUCAAGAGCAAACGAGACCGAGGCGGAGGUAUCGGACAGACUUCACCUGGUCAUCGUGGCUUCGCGCAUCUACAUCCAAGCCGGCGACCUCUCCUUCGCCACCUCCCUCCUUGACCGCAUCUCCCCCCUCCUUCCCCCCUCCUCUCCACUCCACCAACUCAUCACGCAAACGCACUCGAUCAUCUCCACCAUCUCCUCCUCCCCCUCCCCUCCCGACCCCGAACCCGACUCCACCUCCCCUACAUCGCACCUCAACCAAGCCAUCUCCACCUUCUACUCGGCUCACCUCGACCUCGCCAUCUCCCAACUCGAAUCCGUCCUCCACACGCACCCCGCGCUGGCAGCAACGGCAGAUGCACUCGUGUUCAACCUGGCUACGCUGUACGAGCUCGACAAGGGAGGAGACGCACGCGUGCUCGAGAGGAAGAGAGGGUUGUUGCGGCAUGUCGCGAGAUGGGCGGGUGAACCGGGUGUGGGCGGAUCGUGUUUCAAGCUGUGA
This is a messenger RNA of Pseudozyma hubeiensis SY62, 1410 nucleotides long. RefSeq lists its product as hypothetical. Bases 1 to 1410 code for a protein of 469 amino acids. Gene Ontology annotation, cellular component: Golgi apparatus; TRAPP complex. The record is from RefSeq and is a predicted model, not a curated record. NCBI's taxonomy places the organism in Eukaryota, Fungi, Basidiomycota, Ustilaginomycetes, Ustilaginales, Ustilaginaceae. The transcript has a single exon.